CCCGGACAGCUCCAUUUUGGCCGUGGGUGGAGAUUGAGCUAGAGCGAGCGGAGCAGAGAAGUGUGGAGUCGUCUGUUUUCGGAGGGCUGCUCCGGCUCACCACACUCUCGCCCUUCUUUCUCCCGCCCGCAGAAGCUGCGGGCAACCAUGGCGGGCUUGGAGGUGCUGUUCGCGUCGGCGGCGCCGGCCAUCACCUGCGCGCAGGACGCGCUCGUCUGCUUCCUGCACUGGGAAGUGGUGACGCACGGCUACUACGGCCUGGGUGCCGGCGACCAGCCAGGUCCCAAUGAUAAGAAAUCAGAACUGCUGCCAGCUGGGUGGAACAACAAUAAAGACCUAUACGUCCUCCGAUAUGAGUCUAAGGAUAAUUCCAGAAAGCUGCUUGUGAAGGCUGUCACUGUAGAGAACAGCGUGAUCAUCAAUGUGCUGGAAUGUGGUUCACAGCAGGUGGCAGACUUGACUUUGAACUUGGAGGAUUAUAUCGAUGGAGAACACCUGGGUGAUUUCCACAGGACCUACAAGAACAGUGAGGAGCUUCGGUCUCGUAUCGUAUCUGGAAUCAUUACACCUAUCCAUGACUUGUGGGACAAGGCCAGUGUGAGCAGUCCUCACCGGGAGUUCCCCCCUGCCACUGCCAGAGAGGUGGACCCACUUCGGAUCCCUCCCCACCACCCGCACACCAGCCGGCAGCCUCCCUGGCGUGAUCCUCUGGGCCCGUUUUCUGUCGGGGGAGAGGACUUGGACCCAUUUGGGUGUCGGAGAGGUGGGAUGAUCGUGGAUCCCCUGAGAUCCGGCUUCCCCAGAGCACGUAUUGACCCAUCCUCAGGCCUCCCAAACCGGCUUCCUCCAGGCGCUGUGCCCCCAGGAGCUCGCUUUGACCCCUUUGGACCCAUUGGAACCAGCCCGUCUGGGGCACAGAUACGCACAGGAGCAUGGGCUCCAUCUGAGAAUGGUGUUGAACUUUGGAAGGAGCAAGGAACCCCAGCGUCUAGAAGCCAGUGGUAGUGAAGCAAGACACAACCCAGGAAAGCGCUUCACCCCCAGGGAGCCCCUGCCACUGGAAGCCUGUGUCUGUGUCCCACCUGACCUUUGGUGUUCUCCGGAUCCUUUGCAGCCCGAGACCUGACAGACGUGGUCAGUGAUGAACCCGUGUGCUGGAGUGGAAAGAGCACCAUAGAGCACCAGGCUAAGAGGCAAGAGACCAAGGCGCUAGUCACUUACGCUCGGCAACUAGCACUUCAGCCAUGGGUGGGUCCUCUCAUUUCUCAGCACCUUGGGUUCCUCCCCACAAAAUAGGAUAUAUUAGUUACCUAUAGGCAGGGGGCUACUAGCUUUCUUGAGAUUCCAGCUUGUGUUCUGUAGUUUAGGAUUGCCUGUCUGCUCAGCCUGCAAAUGAGUUAGGGAAACUAAACUGACACAUAGGCCCUGGGUCAGUCUCAGAUGGAGGCUGGGCGUGGGUGGGGAGGCUAGCAUGAGCUCGCUUCCCAGGUAUUUCUGGCAGAUCAUUGCAAGCACCAGUUUAGUAAAAGGCCCCAGAGACAGGAGAGCUGACCAGCUUGAAGCCUUUAGAAAUCUCUGCCUUGCACAAAGACCCAGAGGUCAGACAGAGCCACAAACACAAUCAUCAGUCAUAGUCUUCUUCCUCGGGGGCUGGCACAUGGGUGGAAUGUUAGCUUUUGCUUUGGAAUUGGCCUACACCUGCAACCAGAAGAACCUGGGGCAAUUUGCUCAUAAAGGCAUCCUUUAUUAUAAAAGGAAGCAAUUAAAGGACCACCAGACAGAGUAGGGAAGAGAGAGAACUUUUAGGACCCUGAUUUUAGUAAAAGACGAAACUUAGUAAGUUUGGCACUUCGAUUUUCUAGUAACAGGUCGAAAGGAAAACCCUUUGGGUGGUCAUAUAUAUAAUCCUGUUUUCUGAACAGAAUCAGUGUUUUCCUGAAGCUAAAUCCAGGCAGCAUUUUCUCUGUGGGUCUCCUUGCAUCAAGGACACGGAGGAACAACGUCCUAGACGUUAUGUGGGGAAGAAGUGAAUGGGGCCUUUAGGAACUUCCUAGUCCAGCUAUUAGUGCUUGUUUGGUCUGGGCCACAUUCCUCCUUCCAGCUGUGAAAUCACCAAGCAGUAAUGGGAAUACUUUAGGUGUGUGUUUUGUGGAACUUAAAAGCUGGAGGCUUAACAAUAAACAUCAGCACUUAAUGACCUGUUCCUCUUUUUAUUUUUUAAUAACUUUAUUGAGAUAUAAUUCACAUACCAUUCAGUCCACCCUUCUAAAGCAUACCAUCCGGUGGUUUUCAGUAUAUUCACAGUGUUGUGCAGCCAUCACCUUAUCUGCACCCCAAAACAAGCCCCAUCACCAUUAGCAGCACUCCUAUUUCCCACCCCCCCCAGCCCCUGGCAACCACUAAUCUUUCUAAGGAUUUGCCUAUUCUGGACAUCUCUCAUAAAUGGAAUCACACAGUAUGUGGCCUUUUAUGUCUGGCUUCUUUCACUUAGCAUGUUUUCAAGAUUCAUACAUGUUGUACAUUUAUCAGUACUUCAUUCCUUCUUAUGGCUGAAUAAUGUUGUUACAGCACAUUUUGUUCAUCCAGUCAUCAGUUGGUGGACGUUUAGAUUAUUUCUGGUUUUUUGACAUUAAUGAUGCUGCUGUGAACAUCGAGUACGAGUUUUUGUGUGGAUAUAUCUUUUCAUUUCUCUGGGAGUAGAAUUGCUGGGUGAUAUAAGUCAAUGUUUAACCUUCUAAGGAACUGCCGAACUGCUUUAUGCAGAGGAUAUACCAUUUUACAUGCCCCCACCAGCAGUGUUGGAGGGUCACAGUUUCUCCACAUCCUUGCCAACAUUUGUUAUCAUUUGUCUUCUUGCUUAUAGCCACCCUAAUGAGUGUGAACUGGUAUCUCAUUGUGGUUUUGUUGUCUUUUUUUAAAAAAAAAGAAAAUUUCGACGUAGGCCAAGCAAGGCAGAGACCAGAGCCAGUCACCCUGGGUGAGCAGACAAGGGCUUUGAUAAUCACCACCUUGGGCUGACCAUGGCUGAUGAGCUGCAGGGGAGUUGGCUUUGACUUUUGGAAAAGUUCUGGGCUGGAUGUGUGAUACAGAACAGGUCCUAUCUCUAGGCAAGUUCCCAUGACCUUUCCAGGUCUAGUGAGCUCCACGGGCAUUACCUUUGGUUGGUUUUAAAUUUCUUUGUUCAUCGAGUGACUUAACAUGUAAAAUGAAGGUCUGGUUCCAAAUCAUUGUCUUUCAGUGCUGAGGUGCCAUUAGACCUCUCAUACCAUCUUUAAGAUGCACCAAUAGUCCCCACACCCCAACCUUCACUCCCUUGACUUGUCUUCUCCCCAGUUUUUAAGCUAGUAUUUCUCCUUUCAGUCAUGGACUUCUUCAACCUACACAGUGAAGUCAUGAGUCUCGUAAGACACCAUCUCCAAGAAUGUAUUAUGCUCAAAAUAUAGGCUGCCUCUAUAUUCCUGGAUAGAUGGUCAGUACCUGUUGACCCUCGAGUAGUUAGAAAAGCCCCACAGAACCUCACUUUUUGGGACCCAGCUUCUUUUGUGGCCUCUCUUUCUACUGUCAAUGACAUUCUGCUCCUGAUCCAUGCCCCUCUUCACAGGAGGAAAAUUAGGAUCCGUGAAGCACUUCAUAUCCCGUCACCUUUUAUUCUUGUCUGCUUUGGUGCACUUCCUGUAAGAAACCAAGGGGAGGAAAGAUUCCUCACAUGCACAGCCCAGCUUUUUCUGUCAUAAAACUUGCAUGCUUGCAGCCACUCAACGUUUUGCACCAAAACCCAGAAACCCAGUGCCAUCGAGUCGAUUGCAACUCAUAGCGACCCUCAUGGCACCAAAGGAGAGACUCAAAGGCAGGCUUCCAAGCCCCCAGCCCUUGUUUUCCCUUGGGGCACCACAAAGCCUACACACUCCAGCUGUGUUUGGCCUCAAAUCUGCCCUGGAGGGUGGAUCACAAAGGCAGAGGUGUCAGGCACUGAGCAGUAGUGGCAAGGCCCAGGGGACUGAGGACAGGUCUUAGAAUGCAAGGAGCAGCAAUGACAAGUUUGACACCCCACUAGUGGCAGGGUCCUGUGGGGGGCGCAAAGUGGAAGGCCCAGUCCCUGUUUGGAGGAACGGUGGGCUGAUAAAAAAAAAAAAAUUGGGUGUUUUUUCAAUCAGCCCACCGUCUAAUAGAGGAGGCUGGACAUGCCUGAGAGAGGCUGUGUCCAGGUGAGUCGCAUAAGGUGAGUGGUGAGAAUCAGCGUGAUGGGGGAUCAGGGGGAGGAGGGAGUGGGCCCUGCUGAGGUGUUAGUCCUUCUGGAGUUCAGCUGCAGGAAACAAGCCAUCUUAACUAUUUUAAACAAAAAGCUUUAGCCGCAGAGAUCGGCAGGAUCACAGCCCAUUGCCGUGAUCUGGGGAUCAGGAAAUUCCAGAGCCUCACACAGCUGCCUAGACCUGCACCAGGAAAUGGAUGACCUUCAUACUGCCACCUCCACCCCUAAUCAGCUCAGUUCCAAAUUGAAGGCUCGGCAGAAUGCAUCUAGUUGUUGGAACUACAUCACCUCUUGAACCAUAGCUGCAAGGGAGCCUGGGAAAAUGUCCUUGCUUCCUUUCCCCAUCUUGCUAUUCAGGAAGGCACUUUAGGAAGCUGGGACAGAGGUCUGGUGAGCCAAUCUCGUGGGCCUUCACCAUGUGUCAUGAUACAGAUGGGUCCCACAGCCAUGCGUCCCUGGCUUGCCCAAGCCCAACAGUCUGAGAUAAUUGCUCAAAGCACACAUUUGAACAUGCUCUGCCCCAGCCCAAACCUGAAUCCAAAUCUCCAGGCAAGGGCCUGCAAAUCCGCUUCUUAUGAGCCCCUUGAAUGAUACAUAUUAUCGGGCAAAUGUGAGAACUGAGAAGGGAAAGAAAAACUUUCUAUAUCCUAGCAAUUCAGACUGCAGCAGUAGCAUUACUUGGGAGCUUGUUAGAAAUGCACGUUCUCAGGCUCUGCCCCAGACCUGCUGAAUGAGAAUCUGCAUUUUAGCAAGCUCCACAGGUGAUUCCUGGGCACAGUAAAGAAACUCUGGUCUACAAACUUCAGCUCCUUUUCCUUCACCUGGACCUCAGCUGCAAAGAAGUGAGUCACUCAUUCUUGGUUCCUAGUACAUUAUGUAUGAUUAAUGCAUGCAAGAACCCUCUUGUUAAGUUUUCCCCCCACUUACCCUAGUCUCCAUUCCCCUGCCCCCAUGAGUCACUCAGAUGUGUUCCAUAUAUGUCCUUCAGUAUAUGUGCAUCUUUGUAAAAUUGUGUGUGUGUGUGUGUAUCUUCAAAUCAUAAUGGGGUACUAUCCCUUUUUUUAAGACCAGAAAAAGAGUUUAAACAGGUCCAGUAAUUUGUUCAAGACCAAGCAGAGGUCUCAGCAUCAGGCAGGCAUGGGUGUGACUCCCAGCCGCCCUUUGCCAGUGUGUGAACUUCCUCAUCUGCAAAACAAGCAUCACCCCUACCUGCAGGAUUGUUGUAGUAAACCAAAAAUGUUUCUUAUUAGCAGGUGGUUGGAUCGUUCAGUGGUUAAGCUCUUGGCUGCUAACCAAAAGGUCAGCAGUUUGAACCCGGCAGCUGCUCUGCAGGAGAAAGGUGUGGCAGUCUGCUUCUGUAAAGAUUACAGCCUUGGGAACUCUAGGGGACAGUUCUGCUUUGUCCUGCAGGGUUGCUAUGAAUCGGAAUCAACUCAGCAGCAAUGGGUCUGGUUUGGGUUUUUUCAGUUGGGGCUCAGUGGGUGCCAGCGGUUAUUG
This is a messenger RNA of Loxodonta africana (African savanna elephant), 5746 nucleotides long. It is a transcript of the gene PSMF1, whose product is annotated as proteasome inhibitor subunit 1. NCBI's taxonomy places the organism in Eukaryota, Metazoa, Chordata, Mammalia, Proboscidea, Elephantidae. Gene Ontology annotation, biological process: proteasome-mediated ubiquitin-dependent protein catabolic process. The record is from RefSeq and is a predicted model, not a curated record. The coding region runs from base 148 to 1005 and encodes 285 amino acids. The transcript has 7 exons. Gene Ontology annotation, molecular function: endopeptidase inhibitor activity; proteasome binding.